AAGUAUUUUUUUAAAAAUAAGUAUAUAAAAUGAAGAAAGUUUCAUACGAAAAGGGUCAAUUUACCGAACAAAAAGUGUUUAUUGGAGGACUUGAAGUUUACUUGUACAAUGCAGAUGCAGUAGAGAAGUACGUUGCUUCCAAUAAAUCGAAGGAGUACCACAUAAACGUGGCAUAUAUUCUUCAACCUAGAGGAGAUCAUGAUCAUACUUUUGGUGAGUCAAUUGCAUACAAUAUUUUACAAGAUUAUUAUUCCAAAUCCAAGUUGUCAACACCAUUAGUUUGUGUUGCUUGGGAUGCCCCUAAUCAUGGUUCUAGAUGUGUUCAAGUUGAGAGAAAUACUAGUUGGGAAGAAGGUAAUGUUACUCAUGCUUUGGACAUGAUAUCCAUGAUUGAUUCCUAUGUUGAGGAAACCAAGUUGAUAAUGGACUCUCUCCAAGCCCAUUUGAAUGUGGACCAUCAUUUACCACCAAGUGAUGAAAAGGAAGCUGAGGAUGAAAAUAGAGUUAAAUUCUUUAAUAUUAUCAGUGGUGUUUCAUUAGGUGCUCAUACAUCAAUUAGAUUUGCCUCAAAAUACCCAAAACUUGCCCAAGUAAUUAACCCAAUGGUUGGAUGUAGUGAUUUAAGUACUCUUUUACUCAAUCGUCUCCAAAAAAUUGAUGAUCAAGAUUACAAGAAGAAGUUUUAUUUCAAUUAUGAGGAAUUGGGACUUGAUGAAGAACAAAGAAGAGAUUUUUAUCCAAAGGCCCUUCAUAAGCAUGUUAGUAAACAAGAUAUUAACAUUUUCGAAAACCUUUCAAACUCUGGAGUUAAAAUGUUUGCCAGUUUUGGAGCUGAUGAUAAAUUGGUUCCCGCUGAAUUAUCUAGACUGUGGGUUGAUAUGUACAGUUUGAACAAUACUGACUCUCAAAGUUUCACACAAGAACAUAUUGGUCAUCAAAUCACAAUUGAAAUGAUCGACAAAUUUACAACUUGGUUAAUCAAACAAAUUCCUAUUGAAUAAACUCAUAAGGAAUACACGUGACCAUAUAAUAUACCAAAAAAAAAAGGAAAAUAAAAAGCCAAAAAAAAAAAAUACGAUUUUUUUUAAACGGUUUUCAAGCAUUUGUAGAACAAUUGUAUUUAGAAAGAUAAAGAAAAUAAAUGUGUAGAGAACUAUAAG
Messenger RNA from [Candida] anglica, 1160 nucleotides. NCBI's taxonomy places the organism in Eukaryota, Fungi, Ascomycota, Pichiomycetes, Serinales, Debaryomycetaceae. The record is from the annotation of a GenBank genome assembly.